AUGGGCUACGAAAUCGGUACCGUGGUGAAAUCCGGCAUCUACGCUCUUGCCGCAUCAACAGUGGGAUAUUUUGUCUUCCUCGGCGUCUUGACUAUUCCUGCCUGUCAGAACCAAGCCAUCUAUCUGAAUAAGAUUACUUUGACCUGGGGCCAAGACGUCAACGUUCCUGAGCAAUGGGGAUUCCUUCAUAAUCAAGUCACGCCUUUCAUGUUGGAUACGAGCGACGGCGAAACAUUGCAUGCCUGGCACAUCCUCCCGCUUGACCUGUACAGGAAUCAUGAGAAAGAGCUGAUAGAUGAGCCCGCCGGGCUUGCACUGGACAUUACUUCUCGUCUCAGCUUCAAGCUGCUGCGCGAGGACCUAGACUCUCUGCUGGUCCUCUACCUUCAUGGAGCUGCUGGCACACUGGGAUCUGGCUGGCGGCCUCCGAGCUACCGGGCCAUGUCUGCACUGAACCCGGACAAGAUUCAUACAGUGGCCAUUGAUUACCGUGGCUUCGGCACCAGCACUGGAACACCGUCAGAGCCCGGGCUGUUGAAUGAUGCUCUUGCGCUGGCCAAAUGGGCGAUAGAAGUUGCCGGAAUCCCGCCAUCUCGCAUCGUCCUCUUCUCGCAGUCGCUCGGCACGGCAGUCACCCUCUCUCUGGCCCAUCAUCUAGCUACCCAAGUUGCGAACCCGAUCUUCUUUGCGGGCAUGGUACUUGUGGCGCCUUUUGCCAACGUCGAGGAGCUGACGGCGACCUACAGGAUUGCGGGCACGAUUCCGUUGCUCGACCCCAUUGCCCGCUUUCCCUGGCUGCUGGACUUCUUCAACGGCUUCAUCAUUGCCAAGUGGCCCUCCACGGAGAAGAUUGCGGAGUUUGUGCGGUUCUGCGAGAUGUCUUCUGACGAUGCGGCGCGGUACGACAUCACAAUCAUUCAUGCGGAGGACGACUAUGAUAUCCCUUGGGAGCACAGCGACAAGCUGUACUGGCAUGCAGUUAACGCGUCUUCGCCUCAUGAGGUCAGUUACGAGGAGCUUGAGGACGCAAAGGCCGCCUCAAGGUCAGACUUGCAUGGCGGAGGCUGGGUGGUGGAACAGAAGACGCAAAAGGGGUACCUGCGAGAAGCAAUUUCGAGAUGGGGACUGCAUGACAGGAUCAUGUCGUAUCCGGUUGUCAGCCUGGCAGUCUGGAGGGCUUUUCAGCGGGCGGCGAGUGAGUGA
Molecule: messenger RNA, 1203 nt
Organism: Trichoderma citrinoviride
Lineage: Eukaryota; Fungi; Ascomycota; Sordariomycetes; Hypocreales; Hypocreaceae
Product: alpha/beta-hydrolase
Exons: 1
Coding region: 1-1203 (400 amino acids)
Source: RefSeq, a predicted model, not a curated record